Messenger RNA from Dichotomopilus funicola, 255 nucleotides. RefSeq lists its product as uncharacterized. The coding region runs from base 1 to 255 and encodes 84 amino acids. The record is from RefSeq and is a predicted model, not a curated record. The transcript is spliced from 2 exons. Lineage: Eukaryota; Fungi; Ascomycota; Sordariomycetes; Sordariales; Chaetomiaceae.
AUGCACCCCGACACGUCGCCCAACCCGGCAAGCCACCUGUACCGUCUCGGCGGCCGUGACGUCGGCGCCGCGCUCGAGAAGUGCAACCCUAAGAUCUCGGUCAAUGGCUUUUACAACUACAACGGCGGCAGCGGCAAGAUCCGCAAGUCCAUGAGGCCUGGAGACUAUGUCUGCUGUUCGUUGGGCACUAUGCCGAACAUGGACCCUAAGCAGAAGAAGACCUGGGGCUUCACCGAGUGCAAGGAGAUAAAUUAG